This is a messenger RNA of Sorex fumeus (smoky shrew), 822 nucleotides long. RefSeq names its product regulator of G protein signaling 20 (gene RGS20). NCBI's taxonomy places the organism in Eukaryota, Metazoa, Chordata, Mammalia, Eulipotyphla, Soricidae. The record is from RefSeq and is a predicted model, not a curated record. The transcript has 6 exons. Bases 82 to 801 code for a protein of 239 amino acids.
GGGAGGAGGGAGGAGACGGGGCGCCGGCGGCCGAGUGGGGUUCACCCUGGGAACUGCGAGAGCCGGCGGCGCCCGGGACGCAUGCGCACCGCCGGGGGAGCCCCGCGGGCCGGAGCUGCGCCCCCCGCGCCGCGCGCCACCCCGCCAGCGGGAGCCGAACUCGCCGAGCCCGGGAAGCGGCAGAUGUCCACAGCGCCGGAGCCCGACCCCAGCCCCGGGCAGCAGGCAGUGGGCAGCCGGGGCUCCGACGCCUGCUGCUUCUGCUGGUGCUGCUGCUGCAGCUGCUCCUGCCUCACCGUGCGGAACCAGGCCGGGCAGCGCCCCAGGACGGCCUCACAGGAGCUCGGUGCUGAGGAACAUCCGGCCUGCGAGGACAGCCCGAGCCCCACCCUGGAGGAGGUGCGCGCCUGGGGCCAGUCGUUCGAGCAGCUGAUGCUCACGCCGGCCGGCCGCAAUGCGUUCCGUGAGUUCCUGCGCACGGAGUUCAGCGAGGAGAACAUGCUUUUCUGGAUGGCCUGCGAGGAGCUGAAGCGGGAGGCCAACCGCAGCGCCAUCGAGGAGAAGGCCCGCACCAUCUACGAGGACUACAUCUCCAUCCUCUCUCCCAAAGAGGUCAGCCUGGACUCGCGCGUCCGGGAGGUCAUCAACAGGGACAUGGAGGCGCCUUCCCAGCACGUCUUCGACGACGCCCAGCUGCAGAUCUACACGCUGAUGCACCGGGACUCGUACCCGCGCUUCAUGAGCUCGGCGCUCUACCGGGACCUGCUCCAGUCUCUGGCGGACAAGGCCGUGGAGGCCUAGAGAGCACCGGGCGCGCUUGGG